Messenger RNA from Dermacentor albipictus, 7538 nucleotides. Its product is annotated as zinc finger protein 586-like. Gene Ontology annotation, cellular component: nucleus; nucleoplasm. NCBI's taxonomy places the organism in Eukaryota, Metazoa, Arthropoda, Arachnida, Ixodida, Ixodidae. Gene Ontology annotation, biological process: regulation of transcription by RNA polymerase II. Gene Ontology annotation, molecular function: DNA-binding transcription repressor activity, RNA polymerase II-specific; RNA polymerase II cis-regulatory region sequence-specific DNA binding. The record is from RefSeq and is a predicted model, not a curated record.
UGAAAAGAGCUCAAUCGCCGCUAACAUCACGUUCCUUUGUCGUCUGCCCGAAUGUUCCGUUAGUUCCGUGUAGUUUCGUGAGAGAAAACCGUUGUAUGCCUGUAUUGGCGUCCCUGCGUUGCCACCAAAUAACCACUGAGCGCAUGUGUGCCACGUGUGUGCCGUGCAUACACUCAGUCAACGCAUGUUAAUGCACUCAAACGGCGACAACCAGUGACGGCGAGCACCUAAGAACGAGUGCUUCAGGAAAGGCGAAUUCCCAAGUGGAAAUGUGGACGCCUGCUGAACGAAAACAAUGUGUCGCACAGCUUCGAAACUUACUGUGGGGUUGCUCACAGAGGCAAGUGGGUAUCUGGCAUGGUAUGCCCUCACAUACGAGGGGUUAGUCUUUUUAAUAGGCUGGAUUGAAUCGGCUACCUUGGGCCCCAUCGUUGCCGCCAGUGUACUAUGCUUCUGAGUACAGCGCCGUACAUAGCGAUGAAUCUGCAGCCUGAUUUCCUUACCAUGUUUGACCGACGCCAACGGUGUCAGCUGUCUCUGAAUGACUGUUGGUCGUUCAAUUAACUUCGUGUACCCCUUCGCUGGAACUCACAAACAGUGUAUCAAAGAGCAAGGAUUGCAUCGUGUGAAACCGGAAGGUGGCACCUGGCGUGAUUCUGGUGGGUCUCAUCUGAACAGCUGCUCGACAUGUAGGAAGUGGUUCCCGAGACUGCUAGGAAAAGGCUGCAUUCUGCACCAAACACAAAUAGGCAUCAAGGCAGAUGCACAACCCAAGGAAAACGAGAUGGUAGAAGAUUAUGUCAGAGGAACUGAUGACAACCUUUUACCUGCAAAUUUCUGCAAACAAGCACGUUCUGCUAGACUACUACAGCACAACGCUUAUCAGCUCAGUGAUGGCGCAUCUACCAGACAAGUAGGGCUGCAUUGCUCCCUCUUUCCAUCUAGUGGGAGUGACCUGAGCUACCAUGAGGGUGUGCAUGGUAAUGAACGGUUCACAUGUGGUUACUGCAAAAAGGUCUUCAAGAAGAGGGGAACCCUGACCGUUCACCUCCGCGUCCACACCGGUGAGAAGCCGUUCCAGUGUCACCUGUGCCCCAGGAACUUCACGCAGAGGGCCACUCUCAUGUAUCACAUGCGAACACACACCGGGGAAAAGCCUUAUCAGUGCCGCUAUUGCCCCAGGGCCUUUUCACGAAAGAUGCUGCAGAAGAACCAUGAGCGCAGCAAACAUUUGAAGCAUUUGACCACUCUUUGAUGAUGCUUGCCACCUUUUGCUGGCAUUUUAUGUGACGUGCCUCAAUGGUUGACUUUGGGAGGCAUGUGCGUCUACUUUUAUUUGCCGUGGUGCAUUUGCCAAAAAAUAAGAUAUGUCUGUACAUUUUUCAGGACAAAUUGCAAUGUUUCCCCAUAAAGUGAAGGUUUAUAAAGCAGUGUCCAAGAAAAAGCUAAAUAAUUGCCACAAGCAGUUAGCCCUUUUUCAAGAGGUAGAGCAAGUCCUUUCCCAUAAGACAGCCCAUGUUCUUCACUGAAUAUCUGUGCUGAGUGCCGAUGUUGCAAACUAUCUUUUUUCUGGCUCCUGUGCUUUGAAAACUUUCACAGUUAGCUGUUCCUAUCCUGCAACACUUAAGCAUUUCAUGAAGCAUGGACAUAUGGACAGCGUAACUAGAGGCCUGAUUAACAAUGCAUUAUGAUGUAGGUAGUUGCCACCAGGUAAAAGACUUUUGCAGCAGAACUAUCCCAGUAUGGAAAGCUGUUGCAAUUAUUCUCCUGAGCUUAGUACUAUCAUUCCCAUGUCCCCUGUUUUAAGUGAUUAUAAGAGCUUCAAACAUGGGAACUGUGUUCCACAACAUUAAUACAGGCUGCUGAAAGGAAUUUUUGGACAUGUGUUUAAGAAUUAUAUGCUAGAUAAUGUGUUCAUGUCAUUGGGGAAACAGCCUUGAUACAUGUUAUACCUCUAAUAUCUGGCACAGUGUUGUUUGGCUAUGAAAAAUGAUGACGUCCAUUUUCCUCGUGAAUUUCCAAUGGUUGCACAUCCUUGGCGUGUUCCUGCCUGGUGUAGUUUGACCUCGAAACAAAUGUGAGCCCACAGACUUCCUGAGUAGAGCCUUAUGGAUGACAGUUUCAUUUCCAAGAUCACACAGACCACAGUAGCAGCAAGUAAGUGCAUAUCAAAUAGAUAACAGUGAUAAGAGGUGGUGCCGGUGUUUUCGUUGGCCACUCAACAAGCUUUUCCUGGCGCAUUGCAGGGCCUUUUCAAGUGACUUCCUUGUAUGUAGCAGCAUAUUGCAGUGGCACGAAGGGGCAAGAUUUUCUGUCUUGUUUGGUGUGGGUUGAGGUGAAGGGUGGUGGAGGGAGUAUUGACUGCACAAAAAAGAAAAUUUUGCUUUGAAGAGAGUCUGCCUCAUGAUUCUAACAUUCUACUGGAAGUGCCAAGUGUCCUUAGCAGCAAUCUGUCUCUUACUUCUGGUGCAUAAACCCAAAGGAAGGAAUGAAGUUAAGAAAUUUACAAAUACAGGACUGGUGUGGCAACCACAGAGAAAGAGCAAUAAUUGGAGAUCGUUUGGAGAUGUUUUUCUUUGUACUUAAGUAUCCGAACAUCACCCUGCCAUGCUGUGGACUUACUGGAUGAUGAUGGCGACAGUGAUCGUGAUUAGUGUGCACAGAAUGCCUGUGUCUGUUAUGAACACUAGUACCUUACAGCUUGAAGGAGCUGUCGGAUCUAUGUGCUGCUUAUCAUCCACACACAUUGGAGCGGGUACAAGUGUUACUCUUUACCUCAAUUAUUGGUUUUCUACCCCCUGUCCUCUCUUGCCUUCACCCUUAUAUAUAAAAAAUUUACCCACCCUCCUUCACCUUCACAAAGAACUUAUCUGCCCUCCCUCACUCUCACCCUCAGGUUGAAAAGCCUACCUUCCUUCUCUUACCUGUGGUUUGUUGCAAUUUCAUACUGUUUACUCACCUAGGGAGGUUAGUUGACAAUUAUGAUUGUCUGCCAUGCCAUUACAAUUGUCGAAGUGUGCCACAUUGCAUUGCUUAUAUGGACAUUGGCUAAACCAGCUGUCUAAACCUAAAGAUUAAGCCCUCCGCAAUGCUCCCAUUGUUUCAUCAAGUUGCUGGGAUUUCAAAAUGGAGAGCUUGUUGGCAUUUGUGGUGGGAUACUAUUAAACUAUCUGUUAUACUAAUCAACUACCCUGUUGUGCUUAUUCGAGAUAAUUAGCAUGACGUUAUAGACAUUAAGCUAAAAUGUUUAAGUUGCAUGCUUACUGUAAAUAAAAUCCCUCUACCACUGUUGCCAUGUGCCAGCUGAAACAAAAAGUAAUUAAGUUUUCGUACUGUAAUUGAGCUUUAGCUAUAUUUAUGUCAUGUAUUUUCUUCUUUUUCAUGUUGCAUUCUCUAGGUCAAAAAACGCUAUCAAUGCCUGAGAAGCCUCAAACCUUAAGUUUUUGUCCCUCUCUAAUCAGAGAAAGAAAAGAUAAAUUCCAGAAAGCUUCUUUCAAAUAAAGGAUCGAGCAUGCUUAGUUGUGGUAAUUGGUGAAAAAAAAAAAGAAACAUCAGAGUGACAUCAAAAAGUCACCAUCCCUGUUCCCACUUUCAUUGCUGUCACAGCUUCCAGUCUACACCUUUAUCUACAGCUUACAUCAACAGCCAUUUUUACAACUGAGGUCAGUUACAAAUAGGGGCUUCAGUGUACGUCAGAGCUCAAGAGCCUUCCUGCCGGUGCGCUUCAAAACUUUAGUCCUCAAACACGCAUGUGGUCUAAGUGACUUCUCUGCACUUCAGCCAUGAUGACGUUCAACGAACUUAGUUUCACUGCCUGGCUUGAAGGACUUUCCCACCCCCACACCCUGGGCUGAGCCGAGCAGAGGUGUUGCUGUUCAUGACAAUUACAAUCUGGUUCCUUACCCACCCCAGUGUUAAUGAAUCAAGAUCUGUACCUAUGGGAUUGCACCAAGUUCCCCGACAAAGAUUCGACAAGUACAACGAUUCCACCGCGACUCGCGGCUGCGGCGGAAUGCUAUAGGACAACGAAAUCCAAACCUGGGCCCAGCAGGUCUCGGCGACUCUUGAAAGACAAAGGCCGAGCGAAACCGACAGAACAUUGUCCCUCAGGGCGACCGACCGCAAGAGUAACAGACGCUGAAGUUGAGUAGAGACCACCCGUUGAAAAGACGUCAGGGCCUGUGUUGCGGCACCAUUUAGUCAUGGUGUCGUUCUGCAGGCGACUAAAUAAAGUUGUUUCUUGCGCUCUCUCUCUGCACUUCAGCGAUAUGAAUUGCGCCUUUCUCAUUUAGUUUCACAUCGUCACCCUUCCUCACCCUCACCUUAACACAUGAGGGUGAGGGCAGAUAAGAGAGGAUGUCCUCAUGAGGGACCACCCUUGUGAGGGCGCCAGUAAUGGCAGUUGACAUAUUGAUUGUCGGCUGUCUCUUCAUAACGGCAGAGAGUGAAUAUGACAAUUACUAUUACUGGUGCCCUCUGUACACCAAUCUUCACCUUUGUGCCUGUGUUAUUUCUGCCGCCAUUUUCAUGAUUGCCUUUUUCACAUUAGAAGUGUGACUGUGCCUUCAUGCACUGAAAUAUACAGGAGCUGGGGCUUGCGUUAGCCUGUGGUCAGUGCAAUAUGCUGUGCAAAAAAAUCUCGCAAUGUGCUUCCUCACAAAUUACAUGCUGUCCUUGUACCCACUUUCCGUCUCAGACUUGUCCUUAUGGCUGCACUCCUGGCAGCCAUCCCUCUCAAACAGCAUAAAUAAAACACAAAUAUGAGCAACCAAAGUAGAAAAUGCGGUAAUCUUGGUGGGUCUCUGCUAGUGGACAAUGGAAAAGUAGGCGGAACAACACAAUGAUUUGUCUCUUGUCAUUUCACUUUGCGACAGGCAACUUAUCCAUUGCCUAUUAACUGGCUCCCUUAGAUUAAUGCGCAUCACUAACCCAAUCAUGUAUCUUGCUAAAAAGCACAUUUCAAUGUCUAAAUUCACCACUGUGUGCAACAUUGAUGUGGCAUUGCAGACACCUAGAAUGACAUUUAUCAUGCAGUUAUGCCAGAAUCACGUGUCGUGGUAUCAAAUAAUUGCAAGAGGUGAUCUACUAUGUUGCUUCGUGUUCGUAUAUGUGUGCCAUUCCUGUUCAUGUUACACAAAUGAAAAGCUGUUUCAGUGUAGCGUUUGUCCAAUGACAUCCAGCCGCAAGUCGUAUCAUGCUAGAAAUUGUGCAGCGACAGGCUUAGCUCAAGCCUUCUUCCAGCCUCUGUUAUGUGCCGUUCAUCUAAAGACCACUUCGAUGGUAUUGCAUAAUAGGUGGAAAGAUAGGAAAACAGAAAGGCAUAAGUGUGCAAACACUUAUGCCUUUUUGUUUAUGAACAGCAGAUGUUCUUCGCUGUCGAUCAUGAGAAUGUAUGUGGGCAGCAUAUGGUAGUCGUUUGGCAGAAAGUGUUAUUCCAUCCUGUUAAUUCCAUCCUGUUUGCACAGGACAAGAUCGGUGCGCGGAACACAUUGCCAGGAAACUUCGCUGCGAGGUAUGAUGUAUGCUGUGCAAAUCAAUGCGUUUGUAAAGCUUCAAAAUGAAGCAUCCUUUUCCCGCCAACUCACUGACACGACCUGCCCACCAAAAGGCCUUUUACUAUUUUUAAUUUUCUUAUUUUUCAUAACCUGUUUUCUAAUUACGUCUUGUGCUACCAUGUGAUACACCAAUACCAUUCACUGACAAUUGACAGCCAAUAUGCUCACUAGUGCGGAAAACAGCAGGUAUCAUGCUUGGUUCAGAAUGUGACAAUUUGAACAGCACAAAGGACGGGACACGUAAGAACACAAUUGACGAAGCGUUUGCAUUCUUAUUUGUCCCAUCCUUCGUGCUGUUUAGACUUCGAUAUAUGUACCGGUUAGCCCACGUCAACACCCUGGUUCAGAGUGUGUCACUUUCUGUGGCGCAGACACCGUCGCCAUGAGUCGCUACCCGGAAGCGUCCCCUCAACUAUGCACAGACAUGGGAAGGAAUCUGCUGUGGCAUACUGUGUGCGGCUAUGCCACAGCUUCCCGCAACACAAUGAAGAUUCACCAAAGAGAACAUAAUGAGAAUUUCCUGAACAAGCGUGACUACUGCGGCAAGGUGUUCCCACUGAGGUACAACCUGCACAUACAUCUACGUGUCCACACUGGCGAGAGACCAGUCUGUUGUCCCCUCUGCCCUAUGCCUGUGCACAGAAAGGGGUCCUUAUGUGCCGUAUACAGUCGCAGAGAGGCGAGAAGCCAUGUCAGUGUAGGUUUUGUCCAAUGCGGUUUGGCCGCAAAGCACACCAGAAGAGGCAUAUGAAGAGAAAUUACACAUGCGGCAGGCCGCACACACUGUAGCAGUAAAUUCAGGAGAAUUAAGCAACACUUGAGCAAGGCGGAGUAGGAAAUUGCCGCCUGCUGUGUGAAGCUAUCCAUGACAGCCUGUUUUGUUCUGCAGAGAGGUUGUGCAUGGGAUGUCAACUUCCACAUGCUCACGUCAGGGGGCAGAUACUUCAAGAAUCAUUCAAGAGAUUAUUGUUUCACAUGCUAGCUGUUAACAGAGUCUUGCUUAUAUAUUAAUUUCCCACAUAUUUACAUUCAGUCCUUUAUUUUUCCAACAUAUCCGUAUUGCUAAAUGCAAUGUUUAACAUUACAACUGACAUAUUUGUUGAGGUUUUGCAGGUUUAUGCAUUUAUCGACUUCAUGUGUUCUUAAUGGGCUGUGUUGCUUCUUCGGAACAUUGUAACAUUUUCAUUGUGUGCAUUAAUUUUUGUCACAGUUUCACUUGUUUUGCAGGCUUGUACCAGGCGAUCCAUUGAUUGCAUCUUUUUUAUUUUUAUUAUUAUUAUUAUUAUUAUUUGUUGAAGCAGGUCACCACCAUCUUCUGAUUUUAUAUACAGUCAAACCUCCAUUCAGUGAAACCCAACUAUACAAAAUUUUCUAUCUGAAAUAUUUUUAUUCCCAAAUCCUAUUUAUAGAGAUUGAUGUGACAAAAAACCUUGAAGCAAUGAAGUGAGUUCAAUCUCUCAUCUGAAUCAAUUAUAUUUCAAGGGAAAAUAUCGGUAAAAGAAAGAACAUGUCACAUCAAGUCAAGGUUAUGUUCAGAAUUUUACUAAAUUUAUUCAAGUGUUGUAGCAAUGAAUACAUUACCUUGCCAGUUUCACACGGGUGGUUUUCCUUUUAUGUAAUGGUUUAUCGCAGUGUCUCGGUAUCACAAGCUCAGUGUUGGCUUACAAGCUGGUGCUAUUCUUCCAUUGCAGCCAAGUUAAAGAAGGUGUUGUCUUCUCAGUUUAGCCUUAUCCCACAAUUAAUUAUUCUUACAAAGCGCAGGAAGACAAAAUUUGCCAUUUUUGGCUCUUGAAUAAUGUUGUGUUAGUCGCAUGAGUUUUGUCGAUGUCAAAUGAGUCUGCAAUCCCUUGGACUGUUAAACUGAGGUUUAAUGCUUUGUGUAUACAAGAGUGGUCUUCCUUUUUGUAUUGAUUUUUAUUGCUGCCUUGUAUAUCAAGAGAACAGAGCAGGUGAUCCAGUUGUCUCCACUGGUGUAUGUCUUGA